Molecule: messenger RNA, 8310 nt
Organism: Cyprinus carpio (common carp)
Lineage: Eukaryota; Metazoa; Chordata; Actinopteri; Cypriniformes; Cyprinidae
Product: serine/threonine-protein kinase MRCK alpha-like
Biological process (GO): peptidyl-threonine phosphorylation; actomyosin structure organization
Cellular component (GO): cytoskeleton; cytoplasm; actomyosin
Molecular function (GO): ATP binding; protein serine/threonine kinase activity
Source: RefSeq, a predicted model, not a curated record
CGCGAAACGAACCUCAACAACAAAUUACUAACAGAAAUCCCUUAAACGGUCGACCCCGCUUGAAGGUCAACGAAUAAUUGUGGGAUAAUUCGCACACUCUACACUAGUAUACACUACUCUCAUAUUUCUCUCCAGCAUAUCCCUCCAUUCCCUGCAGCAGAUGCUGUGACGGUCGCCAUGAUGAUGUCGGGUUUCGCCUGCAGCAGCAGCAGCAGCAGCGAGCUGUGAGACGCACACACACGGCGACCGGGAGCGGAGCAGGGGAAGGCAGCGGAGUCCUCCAACCGAACCCACAUAAACGAGGACGCCUAUUUCCAGCCCCUCGCCGUAAAGCUUCUGUCGACAAGUGCAUAACAGUUUUCGAAAGCAAGGCUCGCUUCUUCCGCCAGUGUUUUAAGAGAGGAAUUUAAAGGAAAAACAGCUUGCUAGGGCUUUCGCAGUCCCGCCAGAGGAGGGGCAUAUGGGGCUUUGUAGCAAUGCAGAUCCCGUGCUGCUGAUGCGCUUUUGUUACUGCAUAAUGGAUAACCACAGAUAUCACCAUAUCACAGGGGAUUGCUUUAAACUUAUUUGGUGACUUGUUUUGUGAAAAGUGUCCUUUAAAGGAGAAGCUGAAAUCGGGGAUACAUAAGCCUAGGUUUAUAUACGUCAAAUCCACCGGCCAGGGCAGGGUCGAUGGCUGUAAGUUCUCUGCAUCUAAGGACUGCGAAAUCAUGAUGUUGAGGAUUGAUAGGGACGCAUCGGUGCGAGAGGGACCAUGAUAAGGCUUGACAAUAUUUUUUGAGACAUUACGUGAUUUGGAGCGUUCACUGGCCGGUCCCAUUUGCUACCUUGGGAGCAAAAACUGACCAUACUGUGAGACAUCAGCAGCAACUGAAACCAUGUCUGGAGAGGUGCGUUUGAAGAAGCUGGAGAAGCUGAUUCUUGAUGGCCCGUCUCAGUCCAGCGGCCAGUGCUUCAGUGUGGAGACCUUGCUGGAUAUUCUUGUUUGUCUGUAUGAUGAGUGCAAUAAUUCUCCCCUUAGAAGAGAGAAAAACAUCCUGGAGUUCCUAGACUGGGCCAAACCUUUUACAUCCAAGGUGAAACAGAUGCGCUUGCACAAGGAAGAUUUCGAGAUCCUGAAGGUGAUUGGACGGGGAGCGUUUGGAGAGGUUGCAGUAGUAAAGGUGAAAAAUGCAGACAAAGUAUUCGCCAUGAAGAUUCUCAACAAAUGGGAAAUGCUCAAAAGGGCUGAGACUGCAUGUUUUCGGGAGGAACGGGACGUGCUGGUGAACGGGAACAGUCAGUGGAUCACAACGUUACACUAUGCUUUCCAGGACGAGAACAACUUGUACCUGGUGAUGGACUACUAUGUAGGGGGAGAUCUGUUGACUCUGCUCAGUAAAUUUGAAGAUCGUUUGCCUGAGGACAUGGCCAAGUUCUAUCUGGCUGAAAUGGUCUUGGCUGUUGACUCUGUGCAUCAGCUACAUUAUGUUCACAGGGAUAUUAAGCCAGACAAUAUCUUGAUGGACAUGAAUGGUCACAUCCGGCUGGCUGACUUUGGCUCCUGCCUCAAGCUCAUGGAAGAUGGGACAGUCCAGUCCUCUGUGGCAGUUGGGACCCCGGACUACAUUUCUCCAGAGAUCUUGCAGGCUAUGGAAGACGGGAAGGGAAAGUACGGGCCAGAGUGUGAUUGGUGGUCUCUGGGUGUGUGCAUGUACGAGAUGCUGUAUGGAGAGACUCCCUUUUAUGCUGAAUCCCUGGUGGAGACCUAUGGAAAGAUCAUGAACCAUAAGGAGCGCUUCCAGUUCCCACUUCAGGUGACAGAUGUGUCUGAGGAGGCUAAAGAUCUCAUACGGCGGCUGAUCUGCAGCAGAGAACACCGGUUAGGCCAGAAUGGCAUCGAAGACUUCAGACAGCACCUCUUUUUCACAGGCAUCGACUGGGACAACAUCCGCACAUGUGAAGCCCCUUACAUCCCCGAAGUCAGCAGCCCCACUGACACCUCCAACUUUGACGUGGAUGAUGAUUGCCUCAAAAACUGUGAGACAUUGCCCCCACCUUCACACACAGCGUUUUCUGGACACCACCUCCCAUUUGUAGGCUUCACCUACACAAGCAAAUGCACUCUGUCAGAUCGAGGGUGUCUGCGGGAGUCCAUGGGACCGCCACAGGUAGAUGCUGAUCUUCAGCGUAGCCUGGAGGAGAGCCUGGCCUCAGAGGCCUAUGAGAGAAGGAUCCGACGUCUAGAACAGGAGAAGACCGAACUUACCCGUAAACUACAGGAGUCCACGCAAACAGUGCAGGCACUGCAGUACACUGAUUCGGACGCCCCAGUGAAUGCUAAUAAAGAGGUAGAGAUCCGGAGUUUAAAGAGUGAGAUUGACAUCCUGAAGAAACAGAUAGCAGACUCUGGUCAACUGGAACAGCAAUUGGAGGAGGCCAGCACAGUUCGAAGAGACCUGGAAGACUCGUCUAAGGUCAUCAGGAGCUUUGAGAAACAGCUGAAGAGUGUCAUGCAAGAGAGAGAUGAUCUGCACAAGGAGCUGCUGGAGUUGGCAGAGAAGGUGAAGGCUCAGGGGAAGGAGCUAAAGGAGGCUCACAGUCAAAAGAAGAUGGCCAUGAAGGAGUUCUCUGAGCUGAACGAGCAGCUGAGCGAUCUGCGCUCACAAAAGCAGCGGCUGAGCCGACAGUUCAGAGACAAAGAGGAGGAGAUGGAAGGAGUGUCACAGAAACUAGAGGCUCUACGGCUAGAGAUUCGCAAAGCUGAGAGAAUGCGCAAAGAGUUAGAGGCCCAGGCUGAGGAGCAGGCAGCAGAAGCUCAGAAGGAGAAGAAACUACGAGAGAGAACCGAACAGUACAGCAGACAGUUGGAGGAGGACCUGGAAGGGAUGAAGCAGUUGAAACAGGCUGGGCCGCCUCACGCAGCAGCGAGCUCAGACCAACAGCAGGAGCUGAUGCGCAUACGAGCGGAGCUGGAAAAGAAGAACGUGCAGUACGAGGAGGAGUUGUGUCGCCGGGAGACACUCCACAGCAGCGAGCUGAAGGGCCUCAAGAAGGAGCUCCACGAUGCUGAGGGACAACACCUCACACUCCAGAAAGAGAUUCUCAUGCUCAAAGACAAACUGGAGAAAACCCGCAGAGAAAGCCAAACUGAGCGAGAGGAGUUUGAGAUGGAGUACAAGCAGAAGUACGAGAGGGAGAGAGCCCUUCUGACAGAUGAAAACAAGAGGCUCUCAAGUGAAGUAGAGAAACUGAGCUCUAUGUAUGACCAGCUCAACAGUAGACACAGACAGCUGGAGGAGGAGAUGAGAGAGUUGGCUGAUAAGAAGGAGAGUGUUGCCCAUUGGGAGGCCCAGAUCACUGAGAUCAUACAGUGGGUGAGUGAUGAGAAAGAUGCUCGUGGUUACCUCCAAGCUCUGGCCACAAAAAUGACAGAGGAGCUUGAAGGGCUCAGGAACACCAGCUUGGGAGCCAGAGGAACGGACAUGCCGUGGAAGAUGAGGCGCUUUGCUAAGCUGGACAUGUCUGCGCGUCUAGAACUGCAGUCUGCACUAGAUGCUGAAAUCAGAGCCAAACAGUCCAUUCAGGACGAGUUUAACAAAGUCAAAGCAUCCAACAUUGCCACAGAAUGCAAACUGCAAGAAUCUGAAAGUAGAAACCAGGAGCUGCUUGCAGAAAUUGAGAGGCUGAAGAAAGAGACAGAGGAGCUGAGACUGAGGAGAGGUGUGAAGCAUCAGGAUUCCCAGAAUUCUUUCUUGGCAUUCCUCAAUGCGCCCACUUCUGCUCUGGAUCAGUUUGAUCGGUCACCCGCUUUUGGUCCCGGAAGCAAAACCAGACGUCUUGAUUCGGCAGAUUUCACUCCCUCCAACACUCCAUCACGAGAUGAAGACUCAAGAUCUCGUCGUAUAUCACGCUCGCGCUCCCCGUCAACUGCCAGUGACAUGGAGCCUAUUGAGUUGACUGACCACACGUCACGUAGUCUGCAGACUCCAACAGGCAGAUCAGGCUAUGGGAGCUUGGGACACUCAUCAUCUAAGCCCAAGGCACACCAGCUUAUUGUGAAGACCUUCACCAUUCCCACCAAAUGUAACCAGUGCACCUCUCUGAUGGUGGGACUUAUCCGUCAGGGCUGCACCUGUGAAGUCUGUAACUUCUCCUGUCAUGUCACCUGUGCUGAUAAAGCACCCUCUGUGUGCCCCAUUGCACCAGACCAAAUCAAGGGCAAAUUGGGAAUCGACACUCAGAGAGGCAUAGGGACUGCAUAUGAGGGCCAUCUUAGGAUACCAAAGCCCACAGGGGUGAAAAAGGGUUGGCAGAGGGUGUGGGCAGUGGUAUGUGACUUCAAACUUUUCCUGUAUGAGCUUGGAGAAGGGAAGGGUGCCCAGCCUGGUGUCAUAGUUAACCAGGUCAUUGACAUGAGGGAUGAAGAGUUUUCCGCCAGCUUUGUUCUGGAGUCUGAUGUCAUCCAUGCUAACAAGAGGGAUAUCCCCUGCAUUUUCAGGGUAACAGCAUCUCAGCUGUCCACCUCCUCCAGUCAGAAGACGUGCAUCCUGAUCCUGGCUGACAAUGAGCAAGAGAGGACAAAGUGGGUGUGCGCACUGAACGAACUGCACCGCAUUCUGAGGAAAAACAAGUUGAAGGAGCGUUUCGUGUAUGUGCCUAAAGAAGCGUAUGACAGCAGCCUUCCUCUCAUCAAAACCACCCAGACUGCUGCUAUUAUAGAUCAUGAACGGGUUGCUUUGGGGAAUGAGGAAGGCCUGUUUGUAAUCCACGUCACCAAAGACGAAAUUGUUCGUGUGGGUGACAUUAAGAAGGUCCAUCACAUAGAACUGAUGCCCACAGAGCAUCUAAUGGCUGUCAUCUCGGGCAGGAACCGACAAGUGUGUCUGAUCCCCAUGGCUGGGUUCGAUGGGAGAGAGACUGACAAGACUAAGGUGGCAGAUACUAAAAACUGCCAGGCACUGGUGUCUGGUGUGGUGCGCAAUAACACCUGCUUCUGCCUUGCCAUUAAAAGGCAGAUCUCCUGCUACGAAAUUAACAAGAGCAAGUCUCGCUAUUGCCAUCUGGUGGACAUACAAGCUCCAGGAACUGUCCAGUGGAUGGCGUUCUUUGGCCAACAAUUAUGUGUAGGAUACCAAGCAUGCUUUAUGCGCUACAGUUUGCAUGGAGAUACCCCUCCGGUCAGCAUGCUCCACCCAGAUGACCCAACACUGGCGUUUAUUAAGGCAGAGAACUUGGAUGCCCUUUGUGCAGUGGAAAUCUCCAAUAAAGAACUGCUGCUCUGCUUCAGUAAAAUUGCAGUGUAUGUAGACUCACAUGGCAGACGCUCGCGCCAGCAGGAGCUAAUGUGGCCCGCGACGCCCACAGCCUGCUGCUACAACGCCCCCUACCUGUCAGUCUACAGUGAAAAUGCAGUGGAUGUGUUUGAUGUGAACACUAUGGAAUGGAUACAGACCAUUCCUCUCAAAAAGGUCCGGCCGUUGAACAUGGAUGGCUCUUUGAAUCUCUUGGGCCUAGAGACAGUCAGACUCAUCUACUUUAGAAACAAGACUGCAGAGGGGGACGAACUGGUGGUGCCUGAGGUGUGUGAUAACAGCAGGAAGCAGAUGGUACGCAGCAUGAGCAACAAGAGACGAUUCUCAUUCCGUAUUCCUGAGGAGGAGAGACUGCAGCAGAGGAGAGACAUGUUGAAAGAUCCAGAGAAAAGGAACAAGUUGAUCUCCAAUCCUAUGAAUUUUAACCACGUGGCUCAUAUGGGUCCUGGAGAUGGAAUGCAGAUCCUCAGAGAUCUGCCAAUGAAUGUACGUGCUCAGGACAAUCGAGCCGUGUUCAGCGGUUCCGUCAGCAUCCCGUCAAUCACUAAAAACCGUGCCGAACCUGGGCGAUCCAUGAGCACAAGCAGUGGCCUAGGAAUGCGGUCCUCCUCUCAGAAUGGCAGUGCUCUGAGGAGGGAGUUUUCGGGUGGCAGCUACAGCUCUAAACGCCAGACCAUGACGUCACCCUCUGAGAGCUCGCUGUCGUCAGGAGGGGGGAUGGACGUGGGCGAAGCGCCGCUCUCUCAGUUUGAUAGAGAGUGGCAGGCAGUAUCGCCCUCGGAGAAGACCCCUGAUCUGAAAAGGGCUAUAAGGACCCUGCUUAGUAAGAUGAAGGACUCUGAUUCACCCCGGCACUCCACUGCCUCCAACAGCUCCACCUUCAGCAGCCCGCCGAGCCCCGCCUCCCCGCACAAAACAAAGUCCCUCUCACUGGAGAGCACAGACCGCACAGUGUGGGACACAUGAUGGACUCAACAAUGAGCCAAUCACAACAAACUUUGAGUCUGCUAGUCAUAGUGCUCCGUCCCCUCCCACACAGUCGCACCCAGGCAUCACAGGCCCCUCCCACUUCAUUUGCAUAAAGCAUCACCACUGGGAACGUACAAAGGAGAAACCACACCAACACAAGAGUUUGUAUGUUUGAGUGACCAGGACACGCAUGACUAUGACUCCGCUAAAACUGAAAAAAAAAAAAAAAAGGUGGAAGUUCGGUUCUGGAUUUUAAUGUGUCUGGUGUUUGUACAUAGACUGGGUUAGGGUUGAACUUUUAUUUAUUUAUCAUUCAGCCAUUUCAAGGUGGAAAAUACUGUCACAUCCCUCACACUCGUUCUUCAGCUGUGGACCAUAUGGAAAUGAUGAUUCCAUUAUAGAAUCCCACUAAUUUACCUGGAAAAAUAAAAAUGCAAUGAUGUAUAUUUUUUAUUUGCUUUUAAAAGUGAUGUGUGCUGUGAUUCGUUUGUUACUUCAGCUAAACGGAUAUCAGACCGCAGAUAACAGACGACCUCAUCUAUCGCUUCCUGUCCUAGAUUUGUAGGAAUUUAUAGAGGCUUUCUGACACUAUGACAUCAUGGAAUCUGUUAGUGUCAUCAUCGCCAAUCUCCAUGUAAUCCGAAACUUCCGUGAACCAACAUGACCUGUGAAAACACAUCACAGUAAUGUACAUAGGUUAAAGUAUAGUAUAAUAUAUAAUAAGGAAAUACUGAAGAGAUAAACUAUGUGGAAAAAAGAUCUCAUUGCUUUUAUUUUUAAAAUAUUAUUUUAAUAUACUCGUGCUAAGACCAAUUAAAAAGCUUAAGUUGUGUCAGUUCCUUUAGACUUUAUUCUUUCUUUGUCAUACAAUACUGCCUUGUGUAUUUUUAUUUCUUUGUUGUCUUUUUGUUUUUGUUUUUUUAUUAACCGGAAUUUUAAGAUUUUUGUGAGACACUACAAAUGUGCUUUAACUAUAAAAUUUGCAUCAUGUCUGGCCUCAUUUGUGCUUUAUCAGAUGACAAUACAUGCAUUGACCAAAACUGUACAAAUAUCAGCAAGGUUGCAUACAAAUAUCAUAUUUCUGCAAUCCUAAACCUUUAAGUCCAAAUUGUGGAACUGGUCCAGCGUGUAAUUUGAGAUUUGCAGACAGACAAAAGAUAGUUUGUUUUGUUCCUGGAUGGUUUCAUCUAAUGUUUCAGUCAACCCACAUAGUUUGGCUCUUUCUGUCUUGGAAAAACAUAUUUUUAGAAAAUCUUUUCAUUGGAUAAUUCCGUAACUUUAUCCCGUUAAGUGUUAAAACAUUCACACCAUUAUUAAAUGUACCAUUAAAAUCUAUCACAAGAAUCUGCUCCCACAGUGCCAGCAUGUAUUUGUCAUUAUUUAGUUGCAUUAGUUGUGGUUUCAAGAGAAUUUAGUCAUUCUGAGGAAAAAGAAAUGUUUAAAACUUCUCAGAAGUCACACGUCUAAUAAGCGACACAGGCUUCACUCAGUUCCUUAUUCAGUUUGCAGCUGAUUUAAUAAUUAGUUGCACAAGAAAGUGAGUCGACGCCUCAUGCAGGCUUCUGUUUGUCCUCAGAUUCUAUUCCUUCUAUAAAGUGGGAAACUCAGUUAAUUUGAUUAAUUUGUUAAAAGUUUUACAGAAAAUUGGCUCUCAAUUUUGUAGGAUCAUUGCAUCUGUAGUAAGUAACAGCAAUGGAAAAAAGACAUUUAGACAGAAACCUGCUAGAGACCUCUUAGACAAUACAUUUAUAUGUGCUCAUUCUCAUCUCAAUUCUUUAUUUUUUUCAGGAUAUGCGUUGUAAUCAGUUGAACAGUUUUGCAUGUCAUAAAUGAUAAUUCCAUGUUUCAUGGUUGUAUUAUGUUUCUCACUCACUUGACAAAGGUGGAUAUCACUUCAAGCAAUGAGGAAUCAUUUCGCACAGAUGUAUUUAAGCUGGAAGGUCGAUCAAAGACUGGAUAAACUGGCCACUAUGCAUAUAUGGAGACGUUACUAUAGUAACCUGACGCUGAUGUAAUUCAAUAAACGGAGGGAAAUGACAUGCACAGA